GGGGAGAGGAAGUCUCGGGAGGUAUUUAGUGAACCACAAUAACGAUGCACGCUCCCUGUGUGAACAGAUAGCGUCCAACCGAGUAACUCCACACAGUCCCGGCGGUCUGUAUUGCAGCGUCAUGAUGAAGAGGCGCCUAGGCUUGAAGCGGCUUUCUGAUGUUCUUAACGAUGGACCGAGCGGAGCAGAAAAGACUCUUUAAAGGCUUGUUUCCGAGGCGACAUUGGGGGGAGAAACACGUCUGCCCCAGUCCUGAACCCUAUCGACGGCUAGAAGAACUGCGGCUUGAGUAGAAAUCUGACACGUGGAUUACUCUUCGAAAAACAGACUCUCCUCUGUGACUCGGUGUUCAGCCCGUGACUUCCUGAUUUGCAUCAAUGUAACAGAACGAUCGAAAGAAAAAGAUCCAAAGGGGACUGGUGAUACGUCGCGUUGAAUGGCAAUUAUUCAAAAACACGGAAAGAACUCUUGUCCACAACUGGUCUGCAAUAAGGAAACCCAUCCACAUGACAAGAGCGGGGUCUCUGGAUGUCAGAAGAAGUGGCCCGAACAGAAUGCCCAUUGGUCAAGACCCCUGGCGCGGACAUGGACCGUUGUCCUGCUGUUCGGGACGUGCCUGCUGUACUGUGCCCGUGUGGCAAUGCCCAUCUGCUCCGUCAGCAUGGCACAACAGUUCAACUGGACCAAGAGGGAGUCAGGCAUGGUGCUGGGCAGUUUCUUCUGGGGCUACUGCUUUACACAAGUCCUCGGGGGAUAUGUUAGCGACAGGGUUGGAGGGGAGAAGGUCCUACUCCUGUCUGCCGCAGCCUGGGGGGCUAUGACCGCCUUCACACCGGUGCUGGCCCACUUCUGUUCUCAGCCCAUCUUCUCCAUGACCCUGGCUCGUUUCCUCAUGGGACUGCUUCAAGGGGUACAUUAUCCUUCUCUGGCAAGCUUGUGCUCUCAGAAGGUAGUGGAAAGUGAGCGAGGUUUUCUGAUGAGCACCGUUGGCAGUGGCUCCUACUUGGGCACGUUGAUCAUUGGAGGGGCGGGCUCUCUGAUGCUGGACGUGUAUGGCUGGGAGAGUGUGUUCUACCUGACAGGCCUCCUCUCUGUCCUAUGGGCAUACUGCAUGUGGAAGUGUCUACUUAAAGGGGAAGGUCCGAUUAUCACACUGGAGUCCCUUGGAAGUGGUGGAUCUCAGUCCAAACUGACCAAGAGACACUGGCUGCGCCUCUUCAAACAACCGGCUGUGUGUGCAGUGAUUGUUGCUCACCUCUGCACAGCGAGCACCUUCUUCACUCUGUUGUCAUGGCUUCCGACUUUCUUUAAGGACACGUUCCCUGAUGCAAAGGGAUGGGUGUUCAAUGUCAUUCCAUGGUUGGUGGCCAUUCCCUCUUCUCUCCUCAGCGGAUGUCUCUCUGACCACCUCAUCUGUCAAGGUUUCGAUACAGCCUCUGUGAGGAAGUUAAUGCAGUUUUUUUCCAUGGGCGUUACCAGUGUGUUUACCAUUCUGCUUUGUGGAACAUCCACCUUUCCCUGGGCGGUUGCUUUUGUGUCAAUCACCAUGGGCCUCACAACCUUUAGCCACAGCGGGGUGUCGGUAAAUGUCCAGGAUCUGGCCCCUUCCUGUGCCGGAUCCUUGUUUGGUGUCAUGAAUACGUGUGGAGCUUUCUCAGGGGUCCUGAUGGUGUACUUCUCUGGGUACCUGAUCGAGUCGACGGGCUCCUGGGCGUCUGUGUUCUUCCUCAUCACGGUGGUCAACCUCUUCGGCCUCUUCACCUUCCUGGCCUUCGCCGAGGCGCGCCGCGUGGACAUCGACUCGGCCAAGCAGCGCUACAACCACAUCCACAUCUGAUCCCCCAGAGACCAUGGGGGGAACCUUCAACAGGAACCUGAGGAAGGAGAUGAGGGACAGGGUGCCAUGGGACCUGGACUCAGAAACUGGUCGGAUUGUAAUGGGUUAUCCGUGUAACCGGAGGUAUGUUGUAUUGUUGAAAUUCUAAUGGCAAGAGAAUCCUGGGGUGUUACGUUGCGUGUUUGAAUCAUUUCGGCUGAAAACACAUCCAGAUGUUACUGUCUAGUCACAUGUGUGAUGGUUCAAGACUAGAUACUUAGUCUUUUUGAAACAAUGGACACAGGAAUGUGGGAAGCGCAGUUGGGUUACACAGGACACAGAUUUAAGUUUACUGAAAGAAAGCCUUUUUGUUGGACCUUUGUUAACAUUUGGGCAUAUGUUACUGUUGUAGUUUCAUUGCAUUUAUUUAUCCCACCACCACCAACCCCACCACCACACCCCUCCGUCACACCUCUGUUUUUUGGUGUUUGUCUGAACAAGGUUGGUCUCCAUGACAACGUGAUGGUGAUGGACAUGUCUCGUGAGGACUCUGACAGAUGUCACAGACCAAGAGGGUUUUUCCUUUACCCUGAGGGUAGUGAACCCCAUCUGGGUAUUUUUUGCGUGUGUGUGCGGCAAGGCUCUCCCACCUGUGGACUUUGUAUUAGUAAGUGACAAGCCCCCCCCCCCGACCAUCCUCCUCUCCUCAACAAACCAGUCGGAGUGACAUCUCAUUACCGAGUGACUAAUUACCCGGCUGCCAUUAAAACGUCCUGUACAACUUGCCCCUCUGUUGUGCCCAUUGCCAUGGUUACAAGCUCAUCAUCUUGUCAUUCACUUUGGAUCUGGGAGGCUGUGGUGGGGCGGUUCUCUUUGUUGUUACUGGGCUUUUACUCAAAACGUUUCCCAAUGUCUAGAUUCAUAUUUUUUUUGCAUACAAUUUAAGACCAAAGGAUAUUAUUGUCAUUCGAUUUGCAUGAAAGACGAAUACCUCAUGUUAUAAUCAUUUUGGAGAUAUAUAUAUAUAUAUAUAUAUAU
Messenger RNA from Gadus morhua (Atlantic cod), 2854 nucleotides. RefSeq names its product solute carrier family 17 member 9b (gene slc17a9b). Gene Ontology annotation, biological process: transmembrane transport; ATP transport. Lineage: Eukaryota; Metazoa; Chordata; Actinopteri; Gadiformes; Gadidae. The record is from RefSeq and is a predicted model, not a curated record. Gene Ontology annotation, cellular component: membrane. The coding region runs from base 437 to 1837 and encodes 466 amino acids. The transcript has 14 exons. Gene Ontology annotation, molecular function: transmembrane transporter activity.